AUGGUGAUUAUGAAGGACGCAAAACACAUGAGACAAGCAACCGCACGCGAAAAUGCACAAAAACUGCGAUGCACUUCGACAAGAGCACGUCAUGUCAGCGAGAAAGACCUCUGCUUGGUUAAGCAUUUGGUGCCCAGAGGAAAAGGUGACGAUAAGGGGCUGUGGUAUAUGGAAGGCAUAAGAUACAAGCAGCACAUUUUAUUCCGUGAACAAACCAAAAAAGAGGAAGGUGUAGGAGUCAUCGAGCAACUGGAAGGAAACUGA
Molecule: messenger RNA, 264 nt
Organism: Necator americanus (New World hookworm)
Lineage: Eukaryota; Metazoa; Nematoda; Chromadorea; Rhabditida; Ancylostomatidae
Exons: 1
Coding region: 1-264 (87 amino acids)
Source: RefSeq, a predicted model, not a curated record